GCACUCACUCUGCGGGCAGCGGCGUCACGAACACCACGGCCGGCGCUCCGAGCGCCCCUUCCUCGACACGAGCCGCCGGCACCGCUCGGCACCACUCCCGCCGGCACCGCUCGGCACCACUCAGCCGGCACCGCUCGGCACCACUCCGCCGGCCAGUCCGCCGCCAUGCACCGGCCUCUACCGCUGUCGGUGCUGGUGGCAGCGGUGUGUCUGCUGACGGCGGUCUCCGGCGCCGGACGCCACCGCCGCCAGCUGGGCCGGCCCGGCUCGGCCUGCUCGGAUCCGUUCGGCCGAGCCGGUGUGUGCGGCACGCUGCACCAGUGUCCGGCGCUGCUGCAGGUCGUCUCCGGCACGGGCGUCAGCUCGCCGCAGACAGUCCACAUCCUGCGCCAGUUCGUCUGCGGCCGAGUGCAGCGAACGCCGCUCUUCUGCUGCCCCUCGAGGGCCGGCGCCGGUCAGCAAGCCCGUCCUAGCGGCGGCGGGGGAGCAGGUCAGCACCAAGGUUCCCCGGAGCAGCACCCGAACCGCGCCAUCGUGGAGCGCGGCUUCUCGUGCGGCACCUACUUCAGCGACCGCGUGGUAGGCGGCAAGCAGGUGCCGGUCGGCAAGUUCCCCUGGGUGGCUGUGCUCGGCUACUCGGACCGCGGCGCGCCGGUCAAGUUCGAGUGCGGCGGCACCCUCAUCAGCCUGCAGCACGUACUGACGGCGGCGCACUGCGUCGCCGACCUUCCGGCCGGCCUCCGGCUCACCACCGUCCGCCUCGGCGAGUACGACUUCAGCUCGCCCCUCGACUGCCUGCGCUCGGGCGGCGGGCCGCGCAACUGCAGCGCGCCGCAAGACUUCCGCGUGGCGCGCACUUUUGUACACGAGUCCUACAACCGACCAAACGAACGCGACAACGACAUCGCGCUGCUCAAGCUGGACAGGCCCGUGUCCGAGACGCUCUUCGUCGGCAAGAUCUGCCUGCCAUUCGGCGAGGCGCGCCAGCGAAACUACGACGGCGUUGGUAUGACGGUGGCCGGUUUCGGACGCACGGGGCCGCGGCGGUUCGGGCCCAACAGUCUGGUGAUGAACGAAGUGCGUCUGCCGGGGGUGCCACUGCAGGAGUGCAGCGCCAUCCUGCGCAGCAAGGGCGCCGUCAUCACGUCGAAACACAUCUGCGCCGGCGGCCAGCCGGGCCAGGACUCGUGCGCCGGCGACUCGGGCGGUCCUCUGAUGGCCGCCACACGCACCGGGCCGCCCUACAGCCUGGUGGGCGUGGUGUCGUUCGGGGCGGUGCGCUGCGGCGAGGGCGGGGUGCCCAGCGUCAACACGAGGGUCUCCGAGUACCUCAACUGGAUUCUGGAUAGGGUAGAUCGCUGAGGGGUAUUACGUCCAGUGCGAUGUAUGUGUGCAGGUAGACGAAAAAUGUUGACUGUUCAGUGUUUAUUACGCUUUGUUUUGGCAAACGAGUGCAGUGUGAAACUUGUUCUGUGUGCGGCUGGUCCGUUUUGCUCUGUCGAGUGGUAGGAACUGGCGACUGGCGAGAUUACAGAAACUGAAUUGCGUCGCACCAGCUCCAUUUAAAGCUAAGUCAUUGCCAUAAGAAUCUCUUAGUACCGCUCCCCAAGCAGAAUUUCGUCGAUUUAAUACUAAAACACGAUGUCUCACAUCUCUGUUUUUCGAAUGGCUGUUACUCUUUAAAGGUAGUGUGCCAGCUUUCUUGGACCAUAUGGAGUUAAUGACCCGGAUAAGGAGAACCGGAUUUUUAGAACUUAUCCAUACCUUCAAAACUUAUGGAAACGUCUUAAAUUCUUCAAAUUUUGAGUACCCCAGUGCGAAAUUCGCCCCGACGGGUUGUCGGUCGUACCCCAACCACAUUUCACACCACUAUGAACAAUAAAUGCACACACUAAAAUCGCUAUUACCGAUAGGCUCAUCCAAUCAAGUUUCGAUAAACCCGUUCAUCAUCAUCUCCUGCGGUUUCGAACACGCCUGUUAGGUGGCUUCUGAUGCUCGUCGAGGUCGGAAUUUCCAAAUACGCGUGGUGCGUCGGGCCGCGCGCUCGGGUGCGGUUAUUUUUUCACAUCUUAGUUUGCUAUUUUGGCGCGAUUUUUACAAUUUCUGGCGCAUUCCACUUGUUUACUUUAGCGGGCAUAGGGCAAUGGUUUACUGGGUUUACUCGAGGUUUACUAACGGGAGAUGUGUUGGAUUGUUGCAGUGAUACUUGGAAUAUAAAGAAGAAGUGAAGCAAUUAUGAUACCUAUUAUUUUUUAUAAUGACAGAAGGAACGUGGAAGAAAAAACAUUUUGUGCAGCAUUUGAAAACUAAGAAAUAGAAUGAAAGAAGGGUUGCUACUUGUCAUGCGCCCGAAACCAGCCACCUCAUCAUCAUAGCAUGGUAAUAAUAGUUAAAGUUUAUGUUAAAAAAGAAUAGAAGGAGCUUCUGCAAAGGUGAUGCCUCAAAGCCGUUAAGUCAAGUCAGGCAUGCUCUUACAGACUGAACGUGCAAGUUACGAGACCCCAUACUGCUCCAGUGGCUGGUGCUUAUGUUGUGCAAUUUGAGAUACUUUGUUUAUAUUUUGUGGCAUAAUAUCUAGAAAGUUUUGUGCAAGUCUGGUGAUGACUGAUAAUUCAAAUACCUGUUGCAUUGGGGCUCUGCUGGAGUUUGCUGAUGACAGGAUGCUGAAGGGCUGAAGCUGGCAGCUGUGGCAGGAGUCCAGUGUCCACCAGCUCAAGAUCCGACGCCGCCGCGUCGCCGCCGUGCGGCACUCCGCGGAGACGGGGACGGUGGUCAUGAUUGAAGACACCGCACUUCCCGCCUGGACUGUCCGGUCGGAGACUGGUAAUCCCUCCGGUGAGCCGCACACCGUGGAGCUAGUUACUGCACCGCGCGUGUCCACCCGCAGCGCAGUGCCAGCAACGGUGCCGUGAGUGCGACAUCUGCGUGCAUAUGACGCAGUGCGACUGUCACGACUCGCAGCUCAGUGUUAACUGUCAGUGUGACAGUGCGGCUCGCGGUUUAGCGCGGUUUUAGCGUGCGGUUUUAGCGAGGUGCUCUGUUGUAUAUAACCACCUUGAUGGAGAUCUAUGUGCUGCCGCUUGAGUUUCAAUGUACAGUUUUAUGCAUCAAACUAGCGUAAAUGGCUGUCAGAGGUCAAUUUGAAGCGCACUUAGUACCCAUAACCCAGCUGGGUUGAGCGAGUCAUGUGACUAGUCCCGAUGAACGUACUGUUUCGAUGUC
Molecule: messenger RNA, 3222 nt
Organism: Amphibalanus amphitrite
Lineage: Eukaryota; Metazoa; Arthropoda; Thecostraca; Balanomorpha; Balanidae
Product: CLIP domain-containing serine protease 14D-like
Exons: 2
Coding region: 166-1362 (398 amino acids)
Biological process (GO): proteolysis
Molecular function (GO): serine-type endopeptidase activity
Source: RefSeq, a predicted model, not a curated record